UAUUCGACUCAUCGUUCUCGAUGUACAACUCACUGCACACAACGUAAGCGCGAGAGAAAGAGGUGCGGUGUUUUGUUGCGUGAUUGCGAGAGUUGUUUGCGAGUUGUCCGAUGUCCGAGCGUGUGUGUUUGUUAUGCUGAACGAUAAUUAAUUAAAUAUUUUAAACAAUAGAUUUAAUAUUUAUAACGAAAUAUAAAUCAUCCUUACAUAAUAAUAAAACUCUUGGUCGGUCCUAAAAAUAAUAAGGUCACCUGAGCGAGCGAAGAGAGGGCCAGCAGCGAGAACGUAAAAAAAAAGUGUGUACGAGAAAGUAUACACGAGAGUGAGCGAGAAAGAACGAGAGUGUGAGAGAGAGAUAAAAUAUUUAUUACAAGUAAACGAGAACGGGAGCUGACGGAAAAGAGAAAGAGAUAGGAAGUUUUGAGAGAAGAAUAAAAAAUAAAAAAAAAAACAUUUGGACGUUUGGUGAACUCUGAUAGCUGGGAUUACUGACUGCUGCUCCACGGCUGUCUGCCCUCCAUUCUCAAAGUUAAACUACAGAACUAUCUUAGCCAGCAACUUGUAAAACCAAAAUGUCAUCAUACAUUCAGGUCGCCGAAGACGAGGGCGAAGAACCGAUAGAACUCCCAACUGAGGAUGAUUCAACGUUGUUGUUAACAACUCUGUCGGCUCAAUUUCCCGGUACGUGUGGUCUCAAAUACCGCAAUCCGGAGUCACGUACAAUGCGGGGUGUGCGUCUAGUUGAUGGUCGUCUGCAUGCGCCGGAAAAUGGCUGGGGCAAAGCUGUCUAUUUCUGCGUAUUUCCAAAAGAAAAUAAACGUAAAUCAGAUGACAAUUUGGAAAAUUCAACUGCCAAGACCAAGAGAAUGGAGACUAAAUUACGAUGCACUGACCUUAUUGUACUUGGACUGCCGUGGAAAACAACGGAGCAAAAUUUGCGCGAAUACUUUGAGACAUUUGGCGAGGUUUUGAUGGCCCAGGUGAAAAAAGAUCCUAAAUCAGGUCAAAGUAAAGGAUUUGGAUUUAUAAGAUUUGGAAGUUAUGAAUCACAAUUACGGUGUCUUGCUCAGCGGCACAUGAUUGAUGGCAGAUGGUGUGACGUUAAAGUUCCCAACAGCAAGGAGGGAAUGAUUCAACAAGUACCGUGCAAGGUAUUCGUGGGCCGCUGUACUGAAGAUUUAACAGCCGACGAUCUACGUGACUACUUUUCAAAAUUUGGCGAAGUUACGGACGUGUUCAUUCCAAAGCCGUUUCGUGCAUUCUCAUUUGUUACCUUCCUAGAUCCUGAGGUGGCCCAGUCACUGUGCGGCGAGGAUCACAUAAUAAAAGGCGUCUCGGUUCACGUUUCCAACGCAGCGCCAAAGUCCGAGGGUAACAAUCGUAACUUUAACAAUCAGAUAAACUCAAAUAUGCGCGGACGUGGUAUGGGCGGCCCGAUAGACAACAACAUGCAGGGAAACUACCAAGGGAAUCGAUACAUGGGUCACUCCGGUAACAACAUGGGCCCGAAUGGAUGGAAUAAUCCUGGUAAUAGAGGUAAUUUGGAUAUGCCUAAUCUACAAGCUUUGGGAAUCACUGGACAAAAUAAUGGAGGUGGCGGUGGAGGUAUGUCAAACCCUCUGACAAUGGGUGGCUUAAACCUCUCCGCACUGCCUGUCAAUCCGGCUCUAGUUGCAGCGGCGAUAAAUCAAGCCUCAUGGGGUCUUAUUGGUAAUCUACAGAGCCAAGGAAAUGAUCAAGGAUACUCAAACCAACCUGGACCACCUGGACAACCGCCAUCUGGUAACAAUAGUCUAGGCAAUAGCGGUAACUCUGGAUUUCUUAAUUGGAUGAAUCAAGGCGGUGGCGGUGAUGGCAACACUGGUAAUCCAGGUACCGGUGGACCUGGUGGUCCCAACAAUCCAAAUGGUUCGCAAGGCACAUGGCAAAAUCAUCCAGGUCAACGUGAUGGUAAAACGAAUACAUUUCUUAAGUACGAGUAAAUUCAGUCGGGACUCUGAGUCUACUCGUAAAAGACGGGCGCGUUCCCUCAGUCCCGAAACAUUGGCAUCGAAUAAUAGCAAAGGUACAAAAAAAUAUAAAUAAUCCAUUUUUUUUAAUUACUAUUUUUCAUUUUCUUCAUUUUUUUUUUACAUCAAAUUCAUUAAAAAAUUUUUAUUUGUGAUUAUUACUAUUAUUAUUUUAAUUUCUUUCAAAAUUUUUAAAAAAAAACUUAAACAUUUAUUUUGUCAACAUAUCUUUGAUGAGCUUUAUAAAUAAACAAAUAAUAUUUUUUUUUCUUUUUUUUUUACAAUUAAAUUGUUUGCACAUUUUGUAUCUAGCUUUUAAUAAUUCGCAGAUUAAAAAAAUGUCAACCUACCUUUGCCGUAAUUGAAUUAAAAUAAUUAAUUGUAUACAAUAUUAUAAAUUACGGGACGUCAAUAUAUACGAGGUUUUGCCGAAUUAAAUUUAUAAAAAUCAAGUUAAUUAAUCAGAUAAAUAAAAUCACAAUUAGUUAUAAUUUAAGUACACUAAAGGGAAGGCAGAAUUGAUUAUAUUAAUAAUAAUGAUGAAGUAAAUACAUAAAAAAAAAAAGAAAAAACUUUUUUUAACAAUAAUAUUAAGUAUGGAUUAAAACUUGAGCGAAUAAAAUAAAAAUGUUUUUAAAUGAAUGUGGAUGUAAAUCAGCGGACGGAAGAGUCGAUGAUAUUAAAAAUAAAUUUAAAAACAAAAUAAAUUAUGUAUUAAAGUCUUAUAAUGUAUUAGAAAACGCGUAAAUGUGCUUGGAUUAACUGAUUGCUUGCAACUUGCAGUGUGUUUUAAUAUUUAAAUACGAGGUAUGUCGAUGAUGUGAUGAGAAAAAAAAGAUAAAAAAAACUAAGUACGUCACUUAGAAAUCUUUCUAUUAUGAAAUGCGUGUAGGAAGAUGAUUGAUUUAUUGAUUAAUGAUGGUUACUGAUUUAAAUAUUAAUUAAUGAGACUAAUAAAAUAUUAAUAUUAAAUUAUAA
Microplitis demolitor is the source of this 2987-nucleotide messenger RNA. It is a transcript of the gene TBPH, whose product is annotated as TAR DNA-binding protein 43. The transcript is spliced from 4 exons. Gene Ontology annotation, biological process: regulation of gene expression. Gene Ontology annotation, cellular component: nucleoplasm. Gene Ontology annotation, molecular function: RNA binding. The coding region runs from base 573 to 1982 and encodes 469 amino acids. The record is from RefSeq and is a predicted model, not a curated record. Lineage: Eukaryota; Metazoa; Arthropoda; Insecta; Hymenoptera; Braconidae.